GGGGAAUUAAACGUCUGCUGCAACAGAGAUUCAAGAUGGCGAAGAUGGCGGUUAAUUUCACGCAACCAAUUACAUUUCACUAGCGCUCGUCUACGUGAUUGGUUGAUUUGCCCUGCGACUGACACGUUUUCACGUGCAAUGACCCUUACGUGUUGACGCGUCCUAACACUCCCAACAGCUGAUGAUUUCUACCCAUGCUUGCUGCUCACGUGCCGGUACUGGCUGUAUUCGUUGAAUAUUACAAAUUCUCGGUGUUUUGUUGGAGUGUCAAAUUUGAACACAAUGGAAAAACAAAAACGGGAGUCUCGAUUGAUUAUGGGGCAGCAUCAAAAUAUUAACGAAUACGACUUGAACACGGACAAGUUAACAGCGCUGGAAAAGUUACUGAAGAAACUGAAGAUAAAGAUAAUAAACGAAGAAGAACGAGAAUUGGAAUUCGAUUUAAUUGGUUGUGACGUCUCGUUGGUUAAUGCAUUCCGUAGAAUACUUCUGAGCGAAGUGCCGACUAUGGCUAUAGAGAAAGUAUACAUGAUCAACAACUCUAGUCUGAUACAAGACGAAGUGCUUUCGCACAGAUUGGGACUUGUACCUCUUCGGGCGGAUCCUCGGUUAUUCGAAUAUCCUUCAAAAAAAGCAAAAUCCGAUGAUAAAGUCAGUGACCACGACACUCUCAGAUACGAAUUAAAGGUAUCUUGUACUGUGAAUCCUCAAGCUCCGAAGUUUUCUCGUCUUCCGGAAGAUAUGUACAAAAACAGCAAAGUCUACAGCAAAGACAUUAAGUGGAUUCCAAUAGGCCAGCAGGCAGAAAUGUUCCCGCAAGGAGCGGAACAGUUUGGUGUGAUAGAGAACGAUAUAUUAAUAUGUAAAAUGCGUCCUGGUCAUCAGAUCCACGCGUUCAUGGAGGCAGUUAAGGGUAUCGGACGGGAUCAUGCCAAAUUUUCUCCCGUGGCUACUGCGUCGUAUCGUAUGAUGCCCGCCAUCCGUCUGACCAAGCCCGUGAAAGAUGACAACGCGGUUCUUCUGCAGAAGUGUUUUAGUCCCGGUGUGAUAGAAGUGGUAGAACAAGAGACGAAUUCGGGCCAGAAAUAUCGCGAGGCGCGCGUGAAGAACGCUCGUUACGAUAGUUGUGCGAGAAAUGUCUAUCAGUACGAUCAUUUGAAGGAUUGCGUGGAACUAAGUCGAAUAAAGGAUCAUUUUAUAUUCACUAUAGAAUCCGUGGGUGCGUUACCACCGAGUGAGCUGUUCUUAGAAGCCGUCAAAGUGCUUAGAAACAAAUGCAGAUCGUUUCUAUCCGAGCUUAACAAGGAGGAAAGAUCUAAAAAGACCUAGACUGUAAACAGAAAAAAACUUAUUUAUAAGUCAUAAUUAUAGUGUAAUUAUAGUACAAUUUUAUCUUACAUGUCCCUGUGUGUACAGGCAAUAAAUUUUUCACCGAUUUGGA
Messenger RNA from Pseudomyrmex gracilis, 1441 nucleotides. RefSeq names its product DNA-directed RNA polymerases I and III subunit RPAC1 (gene Polr1C). The record is from RefSeq and is a predicted model, not a curated record. Gene Ontology annotation, cellular component: RNA polymerase III complex; RNA polymerase I complex. NCBI's taxonomy places the organism in Eukaryota, Metazoa, Arthropoda, Insecta, Hymenoptera, Formicidae. The transcript is spliced from 8 exons. Gene Ontology annotation, biological process: DNA-templated transcription. Bases 283 to 1329 code for a protein of 348 amino acids. Gene Ontology annotation, molecular function: DNA binding; protein dimerization activity.